AUGCCCUCGGGCACAACGCCGCCUCAACUACUUACCCACACCAAGUCUAGCCCACCUGGGCUGCAGGCCAAAGGGCAGAGAGCCCCAAAGCACAAGCCACACUGGCGGAGGAACCAGACACGCAAGCGACAGGAAAAGACCAGCUCCCCCAUCACUCCCACACGUGGAGGAAACCCGGACCCUAGCGGUAACAGAGUUAGUGGCAAGAGGGUGCAGGCCUCCAAGCCAGCCUGGGGCGGGAGGGACGGGACACCCCCACAGACACCCGCACAGCGGCGAGAAGCAGAACUCGAGCGCCGGACGUACACUACUUUUGCAAAGAAGGUAUCGGGUGAAAGAGACUCUGACAGGGGCCCAGUGAACUUGCUAUAAAGGGACACUGAAAAAAUGCCAUCCCCCCAAUGUGGCACAGACCAGCACAAGCUAUGCUCUUAUAACAUUUUUGGUUUCUUCUCAGCAUUAGCCGUACCUACUGUUCUCUCUACCUAUCGUGGGACUCAAGCUACAUUAAGCAUAGUUACCCAAUAUACCAAUAUAACCUCGCAAGUUUCCAUAUGCCACUUUAUCACACUGCUAUUGUGUCUUAAGCCUCAGUCCAUAACAUGUUACAACUAAUAGAAAAUAAUAAAAUUGACCAGCUUUUUACACAAGAUCUGCAAAUCACAUUAUGAGCAUGAGUGCACUUAUUCAUGUUGCUCGAAGUUAUAUGCAUACCUAACCUAGCAUGUCAUAGUAUUCUAAACAUAAAAAAUGUGCAAGGUAUCUCCAAGCCGUGUUUAUGUUGCAUCAAAUGAAAAUAGAGCUUGUGAAAGCUAUUGUGGCUGUGCAAGAACUGUUGUAAUUCUCAUGCACAACAAAAAUAAAAAAUUCAAAAAAAAGGGGGAAGGCUUGCAAAGGCUUUAGACAAUAGAUCUGCAGGUUUUGUAAGCUGUUUUUAGAUAAACCUUUAAUGGAAAAUUGCAUAACUAAAUGCAUGCAUGUUUUCAUUAGUGCAAAUACACAAUUAACUUAGUGGCACAAGUUAAAUUGUACCAAAUGUAAUAUACAUACAGCCACUACAAUGUAAAUUUUCAAAUCACAAAACGUUUAUUAACUGUUUGUAUGUUAAUUAACUCUUAAUGUCAGGGUAUUUUUGGUAAUAACAGGUCACGCUUAUAGCCGUCACAGAAAACACAACGGCAACAUAAAAUUUUAUAUAGUAGACAUCACAGGCUAUUUACCAAGGGUAAUUUGACACUUAUUAUGUAGCCAUUUCACUGCCAAUCUCUGCUAAAUAUUGGAGUAAGAUUUAGUUUUUUUCCCCCUGAUUUUCAGCAUACACAUAUAUAACAAGGUUUUUUUUUUUUUUUACCUGUAUGUUGUAAACAUGAGUGCUACUACUGUGCAUAAUCCCAUUAUGUGCUCAGCUAUAUCCUCUGAAUACAAUGAUACCUCCAAUUUAUGCAUCUGCCAAUAUCCUGUGAAGCUAUAGCCUCAUAUAAGAGACCUGACCAUUUCAGUCUUUACAAUCGGAAUUUAAGAGAUGGGUUUAUGAAUCAUUUUGGGGCGUUAUAGCAGUUUGAUUGUUCAAAUGACCCCAUAAAGGCCUACCAUUUGUGGAAGUAUACACUACAGAUUAUCUCAUAUUGUGAAUAUUAUGCCUUAACAUUUUUCCACUUCACCAGUUUGUCAAAGUUUGUGGUAAAAAAAUAGUUUUGCAUUUUUUAUAUAAACAUUUCAUAUUAAACUGGCAUUUUUCAAAUCUAAUAAGGGCCACUGCAAUCAGAUUCCCUAAUUAUGCUCAGCAUACUCUUUUGAAUAAAUCAGUACCCCCAAUGUAUGUCUUUGGCACUGUCUUGCAAAGUUACAGUGUCAGAGACCUGACUAUUUCAGUUUUUACUGGGGGGGGGUUAUGGAUAAUUUGACGAGCAUAUUCCAUAUUUUGGGGGGCAUUGUAGGAGUUUGACACUUAAAGUUACCCUAUAAAUGCAUACCAUUGUGCUUGGCUCUGUCUCCUAAGCUCAGAAUGCUCUGUCUCCUGAGCACUUCAUAUACCCUUGUCAAGUAUUUUGUGAAAAUCCAGAGCCGGAUUUAUAACCUGCCCAAUAGUAGUAUUUAAAAAAAAAAAAAAAAUAUAUGAAAUGGCAAAUUAAAUUUGAGGUGGGGUAUUUUAGUAGCUCAAAUAUUUAAAUUACUCCAUAAAUGCAUACCAUUCGCUAAAUAUAUCAAAUGAUAUAUUUUUAGCUUUACUGACGUGCCAUUUUUUUUCUUAUGAAAAUGUUGAGAUAGACAACGAUACAUAUAAUACUUAGCCCACCAAUACGUUAUUGGAGAAUUUUGACAUAGAGGUGUGCUAGUCAUGAAAUUAUGUUUUUAUAAUGUGACAAGAUAUCAAAUUUUCUUGUGGAUUACAACAUGCCGUGAACAUGUUGUUAAAAAGCCGCCGUAUUGUGCAGUAAGGAGCCCCUCUUUAUCCUGGCAAUGGCAUAUUGUUUGUUUAUUAGGAUAUUAAGUGUAAGGAGCUUACGGCAUCUUUGUUUUCCACAUACUAAGACCAUUGUAGUGUUUAAUAGAUCUCUUAUGUGUAUUUUUUGUUUCCUGCCUUCUAGUCUGUUAAUCCUUCAAAAUGUAUGUAUGCUAAAAUGGACUCUUAUUAAUUUAUGAUAAUAGCAUUUUCCCGUCUUUCUGUUUCAGCUAGAAUUUGCUUCACUCCUUCACAUUGUAGAAAACAGGGAUUUAACAGACGAUAUUUACAAAGGUAAGUGAAACAUGUUUUCUACAUUUUUAUAACUAGAGAAAUUACAGUUUGUCUGAGCAGUGACAUUCCUGAGUACUUCAAAAGGUGUUAUCAAUAUUCUGUUGGUGACAGUUAUAUUUUAAUUUACUGCAGUAAAUGAUAUUGGAUUGUUAAUGGAGAACAUGAAGUGGAGGUAAGUAAACCUGACUAACAUUGUCUAUGAUAUUCCUGCUGUCAUUUGCAGUUAAUGUUCUACAAGGCUGUGAAUGAUGGCAUACAAGGGAUCAUGGGAACUUACUUACAUCAUGCCUUUCUGUGCUUUUACAUAAUGGCAUUUAAAGGAAGCAGCCAUUGCCCAGCUUCUGUGCCAGAAGUACAUUAUUUUUAUCUACCUUUGCUGUCUAUUUUCUUUGUUUUUUGUUUUCUUAAGAACACAUCUUUUUUUUUUUCUUCUUCAGUUGCUCUUCAAUAUAAUAUGUACUGCAGUGAAGAAAUCAUAUCUUUGCUAAUAUAA
Pelobates cultripes (western spadefoot toad) is the source of this 3230-nucleotide messenger RNA. Lineage: Eukaryota; Metazoa; Chordata; Amphibia; Anura; Pelobatidae. The record is from the annotation of a GenBank genome assembly.